CACCCGUAAAGACCCACCCAGUCGGCAGAGCGUGAGGAUCACACACAACGACUGCACAAAACAGGAAAGCUCUCUGGAAGUCUUGUCACGAUGAACCAUCUAGUGUUGGGUCUGGUGCUGCUCCUGCCUCUGUCCCUUGCUGUGCCAGCCAGGGAAAAGAGAGAUGCACCAUGUCAAGACACCUACAUUGAUGUUCCCAACGUCUGCGCCAGCAACCCGAGGGGGAUGGUGUUCUUCCCUCAUCCCACUGACCACAAAAAGUACCUGCAGUGUGACGUCUACAACAACAUGUACAUCGUCCAGUGCCCCCCGUGUCAAGAGUUCGUCUUUUCGGCCAGCAGAUGCCAACCGUCCUCCACGUCCCCGGUUACCCCGGCUCCAACUCCACAGCCUGUGAACAACCACUGCACGGCUGAAGGCAUGGCACGGGGUUACCUCUACUUCAAAGUUGACGGCGACAACACAAAGUACAUAGAGUGCGACCCCAACACAGGCAGCGAGAACAUCAUAUCAUGUCCAUCUCCUCGAGUGUGGGACAUGAGCGUUCUUUCUUGCGUUUAUGACACCCAAGGUGGCAGUGGUCAUUUUGGGGCAAUCCCUCUCGACCCCAACCCUUGUACUUCUGCAGCCAUCUCAGCUGGCCACUUAUAUUUCCCGUACAUUGCACAAAACCAGUUUAUACAGUGCGACAAUCGUGGAAACGCAUAUAUUAAUACGUGUCCUUUCAGGUUCUCCUGGAACGCCUAUCUCCAAACAUGCUUCCGACCGGUCUUUUGAUACCCUGCGACCACACAAAAUACGUUCGAAGAAAAGAUUUCUUCCUUCGCGACAUUAAACUUACAAAAGCCAACGGAUCUUAUUAAGCAAUAACUGUCAUGUUAAAGCUUUCUCGGCACUGGGACACUAGUUCUUACCGUCAUAGCCGUGCAAAGAAUAAAACGGUUGUUUUGUUGAGAGUGGAUCACAAGAUAGUACUGACUGCCGGACUUUUUAUUGGUUGGUUCGUAUGGCGGCAGAGACUAAAUGUCAAGACGUAUAAUUCUGGUACAACAUACAAUUAAAAAUACACAGAAGAAUAUAUCCUUGCUCGCAAGCUAACAUUGACUAGCUACUGUGUAUUUGCUUUUUGGAAACAGAACAAGCUUACUGCACUUAGGUCAUAAUUUGUUCAUUAAUUUUCACUACAGACCGCACAAUGUGCCAUGAUUCGCUUCUAUGUUGCUUUCUUAAAUCAUUAUCGUAAAUCAUAUACUUAAAAUGUUUUCAAAAUAAAGCAUGCUUUUUAAACA
Messenger RNA from Pomacea canaliculata, 1289 nucleotides. RefSeq lists its product as uncharacterized. NCBI's taxonomy places the organism in Eukaryota, Metazoa, Mollusca, Gastropoda, Architaenioglossa, Ampullariidae. The record is from RefSeq and is a predicted model, not a curated record. Gene Ontology annotation, cellular component: extracellular region. Gene Ontology annotation, molecular function: chitin binding. Bases 91 to 777 code for a protein of 228 amino acids. The transcript is spliced from 5 exons.